AUGAUUGUCCUCAGCGAGCCCUCAAAUCAUUUUGCUGACCGUGACUACCUUUUGGCACUUUUUGAGCACAAACCUGAUGGAAGGUUACUGCUUUACCAUUUCCCCUCGAAUGAACUCACCGUACUUGUCGAUGGCCUGUACUAUCCAAAUGGUGUGCAGUUCGAUUACCUCGAAAGAUGUGUAUUUUUCUCCGAAAUGGGCAAUUUACGAAUACUCAAACAUUGUUUGGCAUCCGGGUAUGGAAGCUUCAGCGUUGUGAUGGACAAUCUGCCUGGAUAUCCUGAUAAUCUUCGAGCAACACGUGAUUUUAUGCUGUGGGUGCCAUUUGGAGAAACACGCUUGAAGGACGACUCGUGGCUCACCGAAAAACCAUGGCUCAUGGAUUUCAUUGCAACG
Molecule: messenger RNA, 396 nt
Organism: Gongylonema pulchrum
Lineage: Eukaryota; Metazoa; Nematoda; Chromadorea; Rhabditida; Gongylonematidae
Source: the annotation of a GenBank genome assembly